Molecule: messenger RNA, 210 nt
Organism: Brenthis ino (lesser marbled fritillary)
Lineage: Eukaryota; Metazoa; Arthropoda; Insecta; Lepidoptera; Nymphalidae
Source: the annotation of a GenBank genome assembly
AUGUACGCAAACGAAUUUCGACCUUAUUAUAUUCUUAUAAGAAAAGAAGAAGAGAAGGGUGAUAGAUAUGCUCGCAUUAACAUGGAAGUGAAGCAUCGGGCUAUAUCCGAGCCUAUCAAUCCAUUUACCAAGAAAACAGUUUACACGCAAACGUACCCAACAAAGUUAAUUCCAGCUGCGCCUAGAAGAGCUUGCUGUUAUUAUUGUUCA